Eruca vesicaria subsp. sativa (arugula) is the source of this 663-nucleotide messenger RNA. The record is from the annotation of a GenBank genome assembly. NCBI's taxonomy places the organism in Eukaryota, Viridiplantae, Streptophyta, Magnoliopsida, Brassicales, Brassicaceae.
AUGACGAUAGCGAAGCCUUUCAGCGGGGCAGCGAAUUCAGUUACGGCGGCGAAGAUAGUGAUGAUAACGGGAGUGAGCAAAGGUCUGGGAAGAGCCUUAUCUCUGGAGCUGGCGAAGAGAGGCCACACUGUGAUUGGAUGCGCCCGCACUCAGGAGAAGCUCACCGCUCUUCAAUCGGAGCUCUCCUUCCCGGAAAAUCAUCUCCUCCUCACCGCCGAUGUGAAAUCAGAUAGCAGUGUCAAAGAGAUGGCACACACAAUUAUGGAGAAGAAGGGUGUCCCAGACAUCAUAGUUAACAAUGCCGGUACUAUCAAUAAGAACAGCAAGAUUUGGGAAGUCUCCGCAGAAGAUUUUGACAGUGUUAUGGAUACAAACGUUAAAGGAGUAGUAAAUGUACUGCGCCAUUUCAUCCCUUUGAUGCUCCCACGGAAGCAAGGGAUUAUUGUUAACAUGUCUUCUGGAUGGGGACGAUCUGGUGCUGCCCUGGUUGCACCUUACUGUGCAUCGAAAUGGGCCAUCGAGGGUUUAAGCCGAUCUGUGGCAAAGGAGGUAGCUGAAGGGAUGGCAGUGGUUGCAUUAAAUCCAGGAGUGAUCAACACAGAAUUGCUCACUUCCUGCUUUGGCAACACAGCUUCAUUGUAUCAAGCUCCUGAUGCUUGGUAA